Molecule: messenger RNA, 941 nt
Organism: Fimicolochytrium jonesii
Lineage: Eukaryota; Fungi; Chytridiomycota; Chytridiomycetes; Spizellomycetales; Powellomycetaceae
Exons: 2
Coding region: 143-589 (148 amino acids)
Source: RefSeq, a predicted model, not a curated record
CACAGACAACCCUUCCGCAAACAAGCUUUUUGGGCAGGGUCUCUCCACCCACACUCCGCUCUCUCUUCACCCCCUCCCACUACCAGCACCACCACCUCGCCCCGCCCCUCCUUCUCCUGCGAGCUCGCUAUCGCGAACCGAAAUGUCCAACCCCCGCGUCUCCGCCCUCGCGUCCGAAGAACGCCCCUACGACGACUCAAAAAGCCCCACUCGCUCAAAAUUAGUCCGCUAUGCUGAAUCAGCUACCUGGAUAGUUAUCGCUCUCGCCUCUGGUUACUUUGCCAACCUAGCCGACGCAUUACAGAAUUACGGCUAUGGACUCCCAUUCUACCUCCUCUUCACCUCCCUGGCGGGCUUCAUCAUCAUCUUCAUCUACCUGCAAUUCUACGUGCCCAUGAAAACGGGUUCACGCGUGGAUCUAUCGAAAUGGGAAACACAGGCUCGACUACCUGUUCAGAUUGCGACCGCGUUUGGAACCCUGUCGAUGUUGUCGUCGUGUUGGAUGUUGUGGCCGGCGUACGGGUUUCUGAGCCCGCCGUUGGUGUUUGUGCUGUUUAUGGGUGGGUUAAGCUUUAUUGGAUUAUUCUGAGGGGGGCGAUGAACGGAUGAUGAGCAAGAGGGAGGUUCAACAUUAGGGUGUGAGGAAGAUGGAAAAUGGUUAAUGAAGCGCCUAAUGGACGGGAGGAAAGCGGCGAUUGGGCAAGAUGUGACCCGCCGACCGCAUAGAGCAUUUGUUCUAUGAGGCGAGGGGCAAGGAUCCGAGCAACAUCGACAGUGGGCGAGCGUGGAGGGAGCAUUGAAUUAAUGGGUCGGUUGCCGUACGGGAUCCAUGGCGAGCUUUGUUCGCAGGGAGGGGUAUUUAUCGACUUCAAUUCAGUUUGCUAUGCAAGCUUUUGUACAUAACAUAGAGCUGAUGCCAUUACAGCACAUAUACUUAUGCA